GAAGUGCUCCGACACAGAUGCUGAGGACUUAACUCGAGUUCAUGGACCGGCAUCGUUUGAAAAAGUCUGUUUUAAAAUGACGCAUCCCCGCUAAAGGCAUUCUGAGGUCCGUUCACCAUCCUCCAAUAGUGGGUCAUUUUUUCCUGUAAUAGAAAUCUGUUUGACAGCAUUUCACCAUCCAUCACACCCAGCCUUGUUCAAGAAGGAGGAACCAAGGGAGGAGGAGGACGAUGGCUACCGAUGGAGUUUCUCCCCAAGCUCUGCUGUGGCUCAGCCUGAGCGGUUUGAGCUCCCUGGUGUCACCCCUAAACCCCGAUGAUCCCAAUGUGUGCAGCCACUGGGAGAGUUAUGCAGUGACUGUGCAGGAGUCUUAUGCCCAUCCAUUUGACCAGGUUUACUACACCCGAUGCACCGACAUCCUCAACUGGUUCAAAUGCACGAGACACAGGAUCAGCUACAAGACCGCCUAUAGGAGAGGUGUAAGGACCAUGUACAGACGACGCUCUCAGUGUUGUCCUGGCUUCUAUGAAAGUGGAGAACUGUGUGUUCCACUGUGCACAGAAGAGUGUGCCCAUGGACGAUGUGUCUCUCCUGAUACUUGCCAAUGUGAGCCAGGAUGGGGAGGACUGGACUGCUCCAGUGGCUGCGAGAGUGACUUUUGGGGUCCACACUGCAGUAACCGCUGUCAGUGCCGCAACGGUGCCAAAUGUAACCCAAUCACAGGAGCGUGUGUCUGCACUGAUGGCUACCAGGGCUGGCGCUGUGAGGAGCCCUGUGACCCCAAAUUCUAUGGCAAAGACUGCCUGCUGGAGUGCCAGUGCCUUAAUGGCGCUACCUGCCAUCACCAGACUGGCGAGUGCCUCUGUGCACCUGGAUACACUGGGGCCUUCUGUGAGGAACCUUGUCCUCCAGGUAAACAUGGCCCCCUGUGUGAGCAUCACUGUCCCUGUCAGAACGGUGGAACAUGUCACCAUGUCACUGGGGAGUGUUCCUGUCCUGCUGGCUGGAUGGGUCCAGUGUGUGCCCAGCCAUGUCCAUUUGGAUCUUUUGGCAUUAAUUGCUCCCAGGAGUGCACGUGUCGUAACGGAGGGCUAUGUGACCAUAUCAGCGGUCAGUGCCAGUGCACAGCUGGCUACAUUGGAGAAAGAUGCCAGGAUGAAUGCCCAGUUGGCACUUAUGGGCCACAGUGUGCUCACAAGUGUGACUGCCAGAACAGAGCCAAAUGCUACCACAUCAACGGCGCCUGCCUUUGUAACGAAGGCUUCAAGGGGCCUAGCUGUCAGGAUCGUUUCUGUCCCACUGGCCUGUAUGGACUCAUCUGUGACAAAUACUGCCCCUGCAUACACACAAACACACUCAGCUGUCACCCUCUGUCAGGAGAGUGCACCUGUGCUGCGGGAUGGACUGGGCUUUACUGUGACGAGACCUGCCCACCAGGUUACUACGGUGAGGGCUGCAGAGAGCUGUGUGUUUGUGCUAAUGGAGCCUACUGUGAUGGCAUCACUGGAGCUUGUAUCUGUGCACCAGGAUACAUAGGUGACGACUGCUCUAUCAGCUGUCUUGCAGGCCUGUACGGGAUCAACUGCUCCUCAUCGUGCUCCUGCCAAAACGAGAUCUCCUGCUCACACAUUGAUGGUUCCUGCAUCUGCAGAGAAGGUUGGCAGGGUGUCGACUGCUCCAUCCCUUGCUCCAGUGGAACCUGGGGACUGAGCUGCAAUCAGACGUGUCAGUGUGCCAAUGGGGCAGCUUGCAACCCCGUCAGUGGAACCUGUGCUUGCUCCCCAGGCUGGACGGAUGAAUACUGUGACGUACCUUGUCCUGAUGGAUCGUACGGCUUGGAUUGCAGAGAGAAAUGUGACUGCGUUAACUCCGAUGGCUGUGAUCCAGUUACGGGUUUCUGCCGCUGUCUUGCAGGUUGGACGGGUGUCCAUUGUGACAGUGUGUGCGAGGAGGGUCGCUGGGGACCCAACUGCUCCUACAGCUGCACCUGCGAGAACGGGGGCUCCUGUUCUCCAGAGGACGGCACCUGUGUGUGCGCUCCAGGCUACCGGGGCACCAACUGCAGAAGAACAUGUUCUCCUGGCUUCUAUGGCCAUCGUUGCAGUCAGAUGUGUCCUCAGUGUGUCCACAGCGAUGGGGCAUGCCACCACAUCACCGGCCACUGCAAAUGUCUCGCUGGAUUUUUUGGCUCCCUCUGCAAUGAAGUAUGUCCCAGCAGAAAGUUUGGUAAAGCCUGUGCCGAGACCUGCUUGUGCACUAAUAAUGGCACUUGUAACCCCAUCGAUGGCUCCUGUCAGUGUUACCCUGGAUGGACCAGCGAAGACUGUUCUAAGCCAUGUCCUUGGGGCUCAUGGGGCCUUGACUGCAUCCACACAUGUAACUGUCACAAUGGAGCUCAGUGCAGCGCUACAGAUGGAGAGUGUAUCUGCAGCCCUGGAUGGACAGGACUCUACUGCACUCAGCGCUGUCCUGCAGGUUUCUACGGCUCUCACUGUGCUGAGGUGUGUCGCUGUCAGAAUGGAGCAGACUGUGACCACAUCACGGGACAGUGCUCCUGCAGGACAGGCUUUAUAGGACACAGCUGUGAGCUCAAGUGUCCCGCAGGGACAUUUGGCUACGGCUGCCAGCAGCUGUGUGAGUGUAUGAACAAUGCCACCUGUGACUACGUGACCGGAACCUGCUACUGCAGCAUCGGCUUUAAAGGCAUCCGUUGUGACCAGGCGGCCUUGAUGAUGGAGGAGCUGAACCCCUACACCAAGAUGAGCCCAGCUCUGGCAUCGCAGCGGCAGUCGACGGGGGCUGUCCUGGGCAUCGUCUUCCUGCUGCUGAUGAUCAUGGCCAUGCUUGCUCUGGUGGUCUGGUUCCGUUAUCGACAAAGAGAGAAAGGCCACCGUGUGCCUAGUGUCACCUAUACACCUGCCCUGAACAUCAGCUCCACUGACUACUCCCUCUCAGGGCUGCAGUGCACAGGCCUGCUUUCUUCUUCAGAGUCCUCUCCCAGUAGCAGCUCUUUAGGUGGCUGCUUCUCCAACCCCAGCUACCGCACCCUGGGGUCCUGCACCUAUGCCACACACUAUGCCAAGCCAGAUAAGAGGAGUUUCGCCAAGAUGAAGACAAAGAAGCAACACAGGAACAGCGCUCCAGAGUGGGGCGCCUACUGCAACCUCAGUGAGCUCGGUAUUUACUGCAUUAAUCAACGUUACAGCUACCACAUGGAGCCACGCUACAGAGACUAUGUGAAGAGUUCGUUGUCCAGCACCUGUUCCCUCAACAGUGAAAACCCGUACGCCACCAUAACCGACAAUCCCAGCCUAUGUAAGCACUCAGAGAGCAGCUACGUGGAGAUGAAAUCACCAGCACACCAUGAACACACGGCACACUGCUGUUCUGCUGCCAUCAUCAGUACGACUACAACCACCACUGUGCCUGCCAAGAAUGUCUACAACAUGGAACCAACCAUAAGUAUUGUGCCGGCAAGUGGUGCUGCAGUGGUUCCCAGUUACCCUCAGAACCCAUACGACCUCCCCAGGAACAGCCACAUCCCGAGCCACUACGACCUGCUGCCAAUGCGCCCCAGCCCCUCCCACAGCCACAGCCUCACCCUGAACAGCUGCAGUCCCCCACUGCCCGGCAGCCCCACCAGUUCCCUGCUCUAGGGCCCCCCAACAGGAUCCAGUGCACUCAGAACUAAGAAACUGAAGUAUGAAAGUAGAAAGUGUUUUGACACUGAUGAGUAAAUACAGGUUGAUAUUUAAAGGAUGGAGAAAAUGUGUUGCUGGGACUAAUACUUACUUAUUUAUUUUCUAAGUAGCAUUUUAUUUGUUUGUUUUGUUUGUUUUUCUUUUUGUUUUGCAGUGUCCAGACUGCUAGACGGCUGUUUGACAUUUUACUAUGAUAUACCAACCAACCAGUCUGAGCUGUUUUGUGUCAGUCACCAGUACAUCUUUAUAUUCUUAUUUUCACACCAAAAUUGCCAGCAGCGGGGUAAUACAAGUACAUAUACACAUAAAUAUACUCGUUUCAGCGGUUUUUGAGACAUCUCGACUCAGAAGAUGAAUGUCAAAAAAGAAACUGACUUGCUCACGUAAAGACUGCAAUGGCUGUGCCAAAGAAAGGACUGAGGCCCACUGUACAUCUGCAAAGACUACUUUAUUUACUAGCAUGUUAGGUCCAAAUGAACAUCAUGUGGGCAUUACGGUUGUGCUGUGGGAAAGAAAUCCAAUGGACUCCUCCGAAGAAAAGGCUCUCUAUCCUUUUAUUUCCCCAGAAAAAAGGACUGAGAAAAGGACAGAAAAAAAGAUAACUGGAGUAUCUUCAGACUUACAGCACCUGUAUAGUAUUUUAUACACACUGUUUCUUAUUUCGUGUUUACAUAUUUAAAGAUCCUGCUGGGGUUCAUGUUUUUGCUCAGAAACGUUAUUUUUUGUAUGUACUGUAGACAAAGUGGUGUAUUUGAUGUACACUUACUGUACACCUCGUGAUUAUAGUUGUAAUUUUUUUUUCUUUAUGUUGAGCUUAUUAUACAUGCAUGUAAAAAGGUGAUUCAGGGCAUAAUGGUUAGUGAGGAAUACCCUUAUUCUUUGGCUUUUAUUGUGAUCAUGGUCAGAUGGCUAAGCUCUUUUGCUGAUAAUUGCCAUGCUACUGUGGACAUGCCAUUUGGAACAUACUUCUUGGAAAUAUAAAUAUAUUUUAGGUUGGAAGUUGUGGUUAUAACAGUUCUGUAGGCAACUUCCCCCUUCCCUGAUUUUAUUGUAGAGUCGCUAGAGUUUUGUUACUAAACACAAUUAAAUGUGUUUUCAUGUAGCUCUGACAAAAAUGUGUUAUGCAACGUAGCAGUAACUUUAAAAUGAUAGACAUACAAUCACUUUAAAUAUUCAGACUGCUCUCCUUUUUUACAGAUUAUAGAUUUACACUAUAAUUGAUGAAAUGAUAGAUUUUCAGUUAUAUUUAUUCAUCACCUAAUGCUUAGAAAUGUUUGAAUGAGUUCAACUAAUGUUAUUUUAACCCAACCAGUUAACUAAAACAAGCUGAAGACUUAAACCAGGCUUUUAACUGGCUGAAACUCAUGAAGACCAACUGCUUACACAAAGGAAUGAAUUAAGGAUUCACAAAUACAUUUUUAUUUUGUCUUACAAAUACAUUGUUUCAUCAUAAAUUUGCAUUUACAAAGUGCGCAAAAGUAAAAGGGUCUGAAGCAAGUAAAGUUCGGCUGUAGCAAACAGCAAUAAGAGGACAUGUUGACAAUCUUAUGUGUACAGUUUGCUAUCCCAAUGAUUUGGUUUCCUGUUUUUGUUCUAUUUGCUCUGAUUUAUCUUGUUUUUUUUAGUGGUUUGAUAUGUUUGAUCCAAACAAUAGUUCAUGUGUAUAGGUGUAUGUAGUGCUGCUUACAUUUUUGGGGGGGAGGGUGUGUGUUUGUUUUUUUGUUUUUGAAAACCCUGAAAUGAAUAAAGUCAU
Molecule: messenger RNA, 5454 nt
Organism: Maylandia zebra (zebra mbuna)
Lineage: Eukaryota; Metazoa; Chordata; Actinopteri; Cichliformes; Cichlidae
Product: multiple epidermal growth factor-like domains protein 11
Biological process (GO): heterophilic cell-cell adhesion
Cellular component (GO): membrane
Molecular function (GO): scavenger receptor activity; protein binding
Source: RefSeq, a predicted model, not a curated record